This is a messenger RNA of Ricinus communis (castor bean), 2419 nucleotides long. Its product is annotated as protein CHUP1, chloroplastic. The coding region runs from base 369 to 2291 and encodes 640 amino acids. Gene Ontology annotation, cellular component: chloroplast outer membrane. Gene Ontology annotation, biological process: chloroplast organization. NCBI's taxonomy places the organism in Eukaryota, Viridiplantae, Streptophyta, Magnoliopsida, Malpighiales, Euphorbiaceae. The transcript is spliced from 5 exons. The record is from RefSeq and is a predicted model, not a curated record.
CAGAAUCCAUCAGUUUCUCUGUGUAACCAGAGAUUUGGACAUCACAUUCAACGAGACAAACGACAAAACCUAAUAGGCUGCGUGUUGUACUAUAUAUUGUUUAUUUCAAAAACUGAAAGCAAAGAGCUUUUAUUAUUUAAAGAUUGAUUGUGAUUUUAACUUCGGAGAGAGAGAGAGAGACAAAAAAUAUAUGAAUUUUUUAACACAGAAUAAAAACAGCGAUCAGAAAGCAUUACUGUUUGGUUUAUUCUCACUUCAGAAUCAAUGCGUUUGCUGCAACUUUCUUUAACAAUGGAGGAUGAUGAAGAAGAGGACCUAUAUAUCUAUUUCUCUCUUUCUAUGAUUUAAAUGCAAUUAGAAGUCCUAAAAUGAUGAAAGAAAAGAAAGAUAUUAGGCCCGUUUUAGUCAAAUUUGGGGUGGCUUUAGCUCUUUCUUUCGCCGGAUUUCUUUAUUCUCGCUUGAAAAAUAGAAGAGGCAAAUUUUCUAAGCCUCCUCAAUCCCCCUGCUCUUCAGAUCAUGCUGUUGAAGUUGACAAGGAUAUAAGAAGAGCUGGAAUGAAGAGAACAUCCACACUAGAUAGUAUCCCGUCAAUUUCUGCAGAUAAACAUGAAGAUACAUGCAUGCCCAAAUUUGAUAAUCCUGUGGCUGUAUUCUCUCCAAGCAGUAGACAAAAUGGAGAUAAAGAUGGGUACCUCUUGCCAGAAUUUAUUGAUCUUGUGAACGAAUUUGACUUAGCUGCCACCACUGCUGGAAUAUCUCCAAAAGAAUCACCUAGGUCUGAUGUGGAAACUCCAAGAGCAGUUAGACCUGUUGAAAAGGAAGAUCACGAGCAAGAGAUUAGACAUCUGAAGACCAUGGUGAGAAUGCUUCGAGAAAGAGAGAAGAACCUAGAGUUCCAGUUGCUCGAGUUCUAUGGCCUUAAAGAGCAAGAAACGGCUAUGAUGGAGCUGCAGAAUCGAUUGAAAAUUAGUAAUAUGGAAACUAAGCUUUUCAAUCUCAAGAUCGAGUCCUUGCAGGCAGAUAAUCAAAGACUACAGGCACAAUUCGCUGAUCAUGCAAAAAUUGUUGCCGAGCUUGAUGCUGCAAGAUCAAAAAUUAAAUUGCUGAGGAAAAGGCUAAAGUCUGAAGCUGGGCAGAAUAAGGAACAUAUCUUAGUCCUUCAGAAAAGGGUAAGUAGGUUGCAAGAGGAAGAACUCAAGGCUGCUGCAAAUGAUUCAGAUAUUAAGGUGAAGUUGCAAAGGCUGAAGGAUUUGGAGGUUGAGGCAGAAGAUUUAAGGAAUUCUAACCAUAGAUUGACUUUAGAAAAUUCUGAAUUGGCUCGUCAGUUGGAGUCUGCCAAAAUCCUUGCAAAUUCUGUUCUUGAAGAUCCAGAGACAGAAGCACUAAGAGAACUUAGCGACAAGCUAAAACAGGAAAAUGACCACCUAGUAAAGGAAGUUGAGCAACUCCAUGCAGACCGAUGUAAAGAUUGUGAAGAAUUAGUUUAUCUUCGAUGGGUAAAUGCAUGCUUGAGAUAUGAAUUGCGCAAUUUUCAGCCUGCGCAUGGUAAAACAGUUGCCAGAGAUCUAAGCAAAUCCCUCAGUCCCAAGUCUGAGGAGAAAGCAAAGCAGCUAAUACUUGAAUACGCGAAUAGUGAAGAGAUGGGAGAGAAGGGGAUCAACAUUAUGGAUUUCGAGUCUGACCAGUGGUCAUCCUCUCAUACUUCCUAUGUCAUAGACUCAGGGGACUUCGAUGAUUCUGUAGUUUCACCAAAAACCAGCAACUCCAGCAAAAUCAAAUUUUUCAACAAGCUAAGGAGACUUAUUCGGGGAAAAGAAAUCCAACAUCAUAAUCACGUGUCAUCAAUGGACAAAACUGGAGUAGCAGAAGAUUCUGAUUCUCCACGUGGCAGUUCAAGUAGAUCAACAGGAACUGAUGCAGCAAGUGACGGGCAAUAUAGCAGAGUACAAAGUCUGUCCCUGGAUUUAUCUAGACAUUUUUCUAGGCAUCCUGCUGAUAUCCAGGGGGUGAAGAAUUCAAGAAUGGAUGAAAUGAAGGAUAUGGAAAUUGGCAGGAGAAAUAGUGACAUUGGAUCCUCUUAUGGGCACAGGAGAUUUUUGUCAGGCAGGUUAAAUGCGAGCCAUUUGUCACCAGAAAAUCAACUUGAGCAGGGCUCUGUCUCUGCUGAGAGAUCCGAAUUGUUGAAGUUUGCAGGAGUUUUGAAGGACUCUGGCAAUAGAACAAGAACAUUGCAUAAAAAAUCAGCAUCAGUUGAUUCAUUUGGGCCCUUUCAACGAGCAACCUCACAAUAGUUUAUGUACACUCUUACCAAGCCUUUAGCAAACAGUACAUUAAUCAGUGUAAAUGCAUCAAAUACCAUAGAAAUUAAUUUCACAAAUUGGAAGCAUUCUGAAUGACAAUAAAAUGUUUCUUCCACUCA